CAUGUACUGUGCGCCAUUUUGGAAGAAAAAAAAUCUCGGAUAAUUUCCGUGGUCUUGACAGAUCUGGACCCGAGUGCUCACACUGAUUGUGGAUGUUAUCUUUCCCCUUAAGCAAGUUGCAUUGGUCGAACUGGUAUUGCAAGCUGUGUACAGCAAGAGCUGCUAAAUGAAGCAAUGGCGGGAGUUGCAGGAGGAAAUGAUUUUCAGUGGUGUUUCUCUCAAGUGAAAGGGGCGAUAGAUGAAGAUGUUGCGGAAGCUGACAUAAUCUCAACAGUUGAAUUCAACUACUCUGGAGAAUUACUUGCUACUGGAGAUAAAGGAGGCAGAGUAGUGAUAUUUCAGCAUGAACAGGAGUCAAAGAAUCGUCCACACCUGCGUGGGGAGUACAACGUCUAUAGCACUUUUCAGAGUCAUGAGCCAGAGUUUGACUAUUUGAAAAGUUUAGAAAUUGAGGAAAAAAUUAAUAAAAUAAGAUGGCUACCCCAACAAAAUGCUGCUCACUUUCUACUUUCAACAAAUGAUAAAACUAUCAAAUUGUGGAAAAUAAGUGAAAGGGAUAAAAGAGCAGAAGGUUACAACCUGAAAGAUGAAGAUGGACGACUCAGAGACCCCUUUAGAAUCACCUCUUUACGGGUACCAGUGCUGAUGCCAAUGGAUCUCAUGGUAGAAGCAAGCCCACGGAGGAUCUUUGCAAAUGCGCACACCUAUCACAUUAAUUCCAUUUCUGUAAAUAGUGAUCAUGAAACGUACCUCUCCGCAGAUGACCUAAGAAUAAAUCUAUGGCACUUGGAAAUCACAGACAGAAGUUUUAAUAUUGUAGACAUCAAGCCCGCCAACAUGGAGGAACUGACAGAAGUAAUCACAGCUGCUGAGUGCCAUCCACACCAAUGUAAUGUAUUUGUGUACAGCAGUAGCAAAGGCACCAUCCGCCUGUGUGACAUGCGAGCAGCAGCACUCUGCGAUAGGCACUCAAAGUUCUUUGAGGAGCCUGAGGAUCCAAGCAGCAGGUCCUUUUUCUCUGAGAUCAUCUCCUCCAUCUCGGACGUGAAGUUCAGUCACAGCGGACGCUACAUGAUGACACGUGACUACCUCUCCGUCAAAGUUUGGGACCUCAACAUGGAGAAUAGGCCAGUGGAGACGUAUCAGGUCCAUGAAUACCUUCGCAGUAAGCUCUGCUCAUUGUAUGAAAAUGACUGCAUCUUUGACAAAUUUGAGUGCUGCUGGAAUGGCAGUGACAGUGCCAUCAUGACUGGCUCCUACAACAACUUCUUCCGGAUGUUUGACCGCAACACCAGGCGGGACAUCACACUGGAGGCGUCCAGGGAGAGCAGCAAACCACGGGCCACCCUCAAACCACGCAAGGUGUCCACUGGUGGCAAGAGGAAGAAGGAUGAGAUCAGCGUGGAUAGCCUGGACUUCAACAAGAAGAUCCUCCAUACUGCCUGGCACCCCAAAGAUAAUGUGAUUGCUGUGGCGGCCACCAACAACUUGUACAUUUUCCAGGACAAAAUCAACUAGAAGAUCGGGGGCUCCAGAGGAUAGGGCUUUACCGUACCUGUGUAGUUAAGCCUACUACUUGUCUAUCUGUAUAAGAAGAAACAGCCUCGUUGUCCUCCUGGUGAAGAAUUCGAAAGCACGUGUCUACUUUUUUUGCCACAGGAGGUUGAUCCAUAGGCCUGUUUUAUUUUGAGUCUGAGCUUAGGUUGUUUUUGCCUUUGGCAUCAGGGCAAUCAACAAUGCCCCCUGACACAGAAAGCCCAAUUUGGGUCUAAUUGACGGAAUGGCACUCCCUAGAGGUCAAACUCUUGAACGUUGGUGUUUGUGUUGACAUUUUAAGCCUUCAUUUCAUGAUUUAACGACCGAACUCUUGGAAGCCCUAAAAAUGACGUCUUGUCAAAGUUGUAACACCAUUGCAAAGAUUUUGGGCCCUUCUGAAACAUGGAUUGAUGGCCAAUAAGCCUAACUCUAACAUUCCCCCAUUGGCCAUGUAUUCAGGCCAAACUACUGGUGGCAGAGGUCAUGAAUUUGGAAAGUGGACUUAUUUUUCUCCUUCCUCCCUCCUAUUACUUUACCCCAGUCAAUACGGUGACAUAAUUUCACUGACUGUAUCUACUCAAAUACACCUUGUCAUCCACAUAAUAAAAGAAACUAAAACUACAGAUGUGUUUUUAAAUUUAGAAGUAUGUAUUAAAACAUGUUGUUCUUUAUUGCUUUGCAUGUUUUUAUGUUGUAGAGAGGUGGAAAAAUGUCCAGUCACACCACUGUCUUUUGAGCAGAUCUCAAGCAAUCUUGUUAUGGAAAUACUAUUUGGGGCUGUAAGUUUCAGAACCACUGUUGGAGACAACCGAUCAUGUGUUUGUCAAGACAUUUAUUUCUAGUUUUUGACCAUGUUUUAGGAUGCAGGCUGGAAAACUACAUGGCACAAGAUGGGGCCCAGGAUAAAGGGAAUCUGCAGCCUUAAUACCUACUUCUAUCAGUGACAGCUACAAGUUAUGUCCCCAAACGUUUUACAAACCUCAUGUGCAUUAUUUUUAAAUCCUAUUUUAUAGAGUUAUGUCCUCAUAUACUGCUGCUAUAUGUGGCUGUCUAUGAAAACACAUUAAGAGGAGGAAAAUUGCACACCAUACAGUUUAUGUGAUAGAGUGCCUCCAACUCAUGUAAUAAGUAGGAAAUUCAGACAGGCCUCAUACAUGUGCCCUUAUUCAUUUAGUAGGGAUGUCACUCAAAUUUGAACUACGUAUUGCAAAUGUGGAUCUUCUCUCUCUAGUUGUGAAUGCAGAAAUGAAGGUUGACUACACAAAACAUAUACUGAUAACAUUAAAACAAACACAUAAUAAUGCAUUGUCUUUGUCCAUUGAUUCCUAACAUGGUGGCAAUGUAUUCACUUGUUUAUUAUUUUGACCAAAGUUCAAUAAAAUAUUGUGUUCA
This is a messenger RNA of Myripristis murdjan (pinecone soldierfish), 2928 nucleotides long. Its product is annotated as protein phosphatase 2, regulatory subunit B, delta. Gene Ontology annotation, cellular component: protein phosphatase type 2A complex. The record is from RefSeq and is a predicted model, not a curated record. Gene Ontology annotation, molecular function: protein binding; protein phosphatase regulator activity. The transcript has 10 exons. Lineage: Eukaryota; Metazoa; Chordata; Actinopteri; Holocentriformes; Holocentridae. The coding region runs from base 175 to 1518 and encodes 447 amino acids.